Molecule: messenger RNA, 237 nt
Organism: Prunus armeniaca (apricot)
Lineage: Eukaryota; Viridiplantae; Streptophyta; Magnoliopsida; Rosales; Rosaceae
Source: the annotation of a GenBank genome assembly
AUGGCCGCAAUGGACAGAUUCUCCUCGGAGCUACAAAUGCUAUUUCAGGAGAUGAUGCCGGUGACAUCGUCCGCAACGCCUCCCAGAGCCGGGCAGAGAGGCCAAGAGUGCGAGAGGUUCGAGCCCCACGGCGAAAGCAGCAGCCUCGGCGUCUCUGGCCGCACCCAAGCGCCAAAUUACAGCCAGCAUGCGCAAUAUGCGAUAUCCGUUCGAGGCUCUAACGGUAUCCAAAUUUAG